ACAGGAUUCUGGCUGUAAAAUCGUGUAAUCUGGAAAACCAAGCGAAAUAAGAAUCUCCUUGUUUACAUUUACGAUGGACAUUCCACCGCUUUCUAGGUAUUCUGUGCUUCUUACCGCUGGUUCACUCUUAUUCUUUUUCUUUCUAUGGAGAAGGCAGACUAAGAAAAAGCUUCUUCCCCCAGGCCCUCCUGGUUGGCCUAUUGUGGGAAACCUCUUUCAGUUGGGAAAGAGACCUCAUGAGUCUCUGUAUGCCCUUUCUCUGCAAUACGGCCCACUCAUGGCUCUACGUCUGGGAAUGAAAACAACAGUGGUGGUCUCCUCUCCUGCCAUGGCAAAAGACCGCCUCAAAACAAACGACCACUUCCUCGCCGAGCGGCCGGUGAGUGAAGCAAUCAAAUCUCUUUCCCAUCACAAGUCCUCGCUAAUUUGGGGUGAAUAUGGUCCUUACUGGCGCUAUCUCCGAAGGAUUUCAACUGUUGAGCUUUUUGGGCCCAAAAGACUGGAAGCUCUGCAACACCUCAGAAGAGAUCAAGUAUUUCGCACGACUCGACUCAUUUUCGAGGACAGAGGAAAGGUUGUGGAUAUCGGUCGGACGGUGUUCUGUACGUCUCUGAAUUUGUUAGGCAACAUGAUCUUCAGUACAAACGUCUUCGAUCCGCAGAAUCCAGCUUCUGCGGGGAUCAAAGAUACCAUGGGGGGAAUUUCGAAGGUCAGCGGAAUACCCAAUUUGGUCGACUUUUUUCCGUUUCUCCAGUUCCUCGACCCCCAGGGUGUGUCCCGGGAGAUCACCAGGCUUUUGAAGGCCAUGUAUGACUUUUCCGAUGCAUACAUACAGAAAAAGCUCGCCACCACCAGCCAAAGCGUUGAGCGUAACGACUCGGAAAAGGAUUUUCUAGAUGUUCUGCUGGAUUCCCGAAGUGAUGAUUUCACUUUCGUUCACAUUCAAGCCUUGAUAGUUGAAUUAUUUGUUUCUGGCACUGACACGACGACUACAACAAUAGAAUGGGCCAUGGCAGAAUUCAUUCGGAAUCCUCAGAAAUUGAAGCAAGUCCGACAAGAACUGGAUGAAGUCAUUGGUUGCAAACGAAGAGUGGAGGAGUCUGAUUUAGAUCGUUUGCCAUAUCUGCAUGCAGCCGUGAAAGAAAUAUUCCGAUUGCACCCGGCGGGUCCUCUGCUGUUACCCCGUAAAGCCGGAAGUUCCUUCGAGAUUGGGGGAUUUGUGAUACCCAAAGACAGCGAGGUGAUGGUGAAUGUGUGGGCAAUUGGGAGGAACCCUUCGAUUUGGAAAAAUCCUCUGGAAUUUAUGCCGGAGAGAUUUUUGGAGGGGGAGAGUAGGAAGAUAGAAUACAGUGGGCAAAACUUUGAGCUGAUUCCUUUCGGAGCAGGGAGAAGGAUCUGUCCGGGGCUUCCACUGGCGAGGCGUAUGAUUCAUUUGGUUUUGGCUGCUCUACUUCAUUCAUUUGAGUGGAUACUUCCGGAUGGGAUGAGUUGUGAAGAGAUGGACAUGAGUGAUGAGUUUGGACUUGGUUUAAAGAAGGCUACAGAGUUACUGGCGAUCCCCGUAUCCCGUCUUCUGCAUCAUAUUUACUAGCGAUCUUAAAUCGGUCACAAAAUCAAAUCACUUGUAUAGGUGAUGCAAUGUAGACUGCAUUCCUCCAGGUGACAUUAUUUGUUUUUGUCAUGCAUAUCAAUCUAUUUAGUAGUUUUGUCGAAGAGAGUAUAAUUAGCCGAUAGGCUCUAAGUGGGAGCUUUUGCUCCCAGAAAGGUCAUAUUUUCGUCGGAAUAUUGUCCGCCUGUGUGUGCGCGCGUUUGCUUCUGUCUGGCGACCAAGCAGCGGAAAGUAGAGCAGGUCCUCUGGCACCUAUAUCAGAUUACACUUAUCGACUGCCAUGGGGAUAAACCGCCUGGCAUUGAAACCAUUAUCGUAUCAGCAGCCUUCAGGAAUAAGUAACGAUUCCGAAAGCAUGCAUCGCAAAGACGGCUGCAAUGAAGGAGCCUCUUGUUUUCUCGUUCGUGUGCUUGGACAUUAUCGUGGCCCACAGAGGACAACCUCCACCUAUGCGGAACCAUAGCCAGAAUCCGAAGAACACUUGUUUUUGGUAGAAUUUAUCUACCGCCAUGACAGAUCAGAUAAAUGGACAAGUCUGUCUCUCUUUCUGGUAAUCACCACUUUAUGUUGUGAUUUAUAGGUUUAUCGAACUGCUGUGACAAAUUAGCUUUGUUUACCCAAUUUGUCCUAAAUUUGAACUUCGAUAUUUGAUGGGUUAAAAUGAUAUU
Cryptomeria japonica (Japanese cedar) is the source of this 2277-nucleotide messenger RNA. RefSeq names its product cytochrome P450 76T24. The record is from RefSeq and is a predicted model, not a curated record. Lineage: Eukaryota; Viridiplantae; Streptophyta; Pinopsida; Cupressales; Cupressaceae. The coding region runs from base 74 to 1591 and encodes 505 amino acids. The transcript is spliced from 2 exons. Gene Ontology annotation, molecular function: oxidoreductase activity, acting on paired donors, with incorporation or reduction of molecular oxygen; iron ion binding; heme binding.